Molecule: messenger RNA, 1005 nt
Organism: Phalaenopsis equestris
Lineage: Eukaryota; Viridiplantae; Streptophyta; Magnoliopsida; Asparagales; Orchidaceae
Product: lipid phosphate phosphatase 2-like
Exons: 7
Coding region: 3-965 (320 amino acids)
Biological process (GO): phospholipid metabolic process
Molecular function (GO): phosphatidate phosphatase activity
Source: RefSeq, a predicted model, not a curated record
CAAUGCCAGAUAUUCAUCUUGAGACUCACACUAUAAGAUCCCAUGGAACAACAGUAGCAAGAUUUCACUUGCAUGACUGGAUCAUACUAUUACUACUUGGAGUUAUUGAUGUCGUAUUGAAUAUUAUAGAACCAUUCCAUCGUUUUGUGGGAAAGGAUAUGAUGGAGGAUUUGAGAUAUCCGAUGAAGAGCAACACAGUACCAUUUUGGGCUGUCCCGUUGAUUGGAGUUGUUUUGCCGGCUUUUAUUUUCCUUGCUAUAUACUUCAAAAGGAAGAGUGUCUAUGAUCUGCACAAUGCAAUAUUGGGCCUACUGUUUUCUGUGCUUAUAACUGGCGUCCUAACUGAUGCAAUCAAGGAUGCCGUUGGACGACCACGGCCAGAUUUUUUUUGGCGUUGUUUUCCUGAUGGUCAUGAUCGAUAUGAUGACUUCACCACUAGUGUUAUAUGUCAUGGGGACAAUAGUGUUAUAAAGGAGGGGCACAAGAGUUUUCCUAGUGGGCAUUCUUCAUGGUCUUUUGCUGGCUUGGGCUUUCUUGCAUGGUACCUUGCUGGUAAAAUUCAAGUUUUCAAUCGGAGGGGCCAUGUUGCCAAAAUUUGCAUUGUGUUGGUUCCUCUUCUCUGUGCAUCGCUUAUUGCAAUUUCUCGAGUAGAUGACUAUUGGCAUCAUUGGCAAGACGUUUUUGCAGGGGGAAUUUUAGGAUUGGUGGUUGCUUCAGUUUGCUAUUUACAAUUCUUCCCUCCACCUUAUCAUGCAAAUGGUUGGGCGCCUCAUGCAUAUUUCCGGGUGCUCGCCGAGAUGACGAACGGCAGUGCACCUUCUGCUGCUACUAAUGGCCUUGGCAUAAGGCCUGUGGAGAUUGAGACCCUCAAUAUUGCUUCAGAAAGGCAGAAUAAUAUCGCUUCGCGGGACUCGAGCCCAAUGUUUCAUGAUGUGGAAUCAGCUGUUGGUAACCACAGGCAAUGAAUUUCUGGGCUGAAUUUGUAAUAUAGAAUAUUUGCAUAUG